CGCAUCCCAUCUCGCUCGGCGUUGACGCGCGGCGCGUGCACGCCGGAGGAAGCUGCUCGGCGGCGUAAAGGCGAGAGGAGGUUCGACGUGAAGUGACGCGACGUGACGCGAGGCGAACGCGACGUGACGGCAGGGACUGCGGACAGAAGCGGUCGUCGCCUCCCCUCCCCGGAGAACGGACGUUAUUAUACUCCCCCCCCCACACAUGACCGGGACGUCGGGGCGGUGGAUUGUGGCUCGCAUGUCCGGACGCACUACGCUGGUCUCGGGCUGACUUGUUGGCUCCGACCCGUCGGAGGGCAGCGGCGGACCGGAGGCGGCUCGGCUGGAGGAGGUUGGGAUGUCCUGAGUUCCUACUAGCUGGCCCCAGGGAGCGCCGUGCUGAUGGGACCGGCUCUGCCACCAUGAGCUUACAAGAUGGCAGCUGCAUUUACGCCAGCAGCGCCAACAUGGCCGCCGCCAGCGGCAGCAUGCGGCGGCGCCUGGAGGACCAGGAGUUUAACCUGCGGGUCUACCCGGGCUCCCUGGCAGAGGGCACCAUCUACUGCCCUGUCAGUGCCCGCAAGAACACCACGGCAGCCGAGGCCAUCGAGUGCCUCAUCGAGCGGCUGCGCCUGGAGCGGACCAAGUGCUACGUGCUGGCCGAGGUGAAGGAGUUUGGCGGCGAGGAAUGGAUCCUCAAUCCCGGCGACUGCCCCGUGCAGCGUAUGAUGCUGUGGCCCAGGAACGCCCUGGAAAACCGUGGCGGCCUGGGUAGCGGUGACGAUUACCGCUUCCUGCUGCGGGAAAAGAACCUGGACGGAUCUAUCCACUACGGCGGCAGUCUGCAGAUGUGGCUGAGGGUGACCGAGGAGCGCCGUCACAUGGUGGAACGGGGUUUCCUCCCACAACCUGCAGGAAGCGAUCCCCCGACGGAUCUCUGCGCUCUCCCGGAACUCACGGAGCGCGCCCUUUUGGAGAGUCUGCGCGCACGUUUCCGCCAAGAGAAGAUCUACACGUACGUCGGAAGUAUUCUCAUUGUGGUCAACCCCUUCCAGUUCCUGCCCAUAUACAACCCCAAGUACGUCAAGCUCUACGACAACCACGCGCUGGGCAAGCUGGAGCCGCACAUCUACGCCGUGGCCGACGUGGCCUAUCAUGCCAUGCUUCAGCGUCGCAAGAACCAGUGCAUCGUCAUCUCAGGCGAGAGCGGAUCUGGCAAGACGCAGAGCACCAACUUCCUCAUUCAUCACCUGACCGCCCUCAGCCAGAAGGGCUUCGCCAGCGGUGUGGAGCAGAUCAUCCUGGGGGCUGGGCCUGUGUUGGAGGCUUUCGGGAACGCCAAGACAGCCCACAACAACAACUCCAGUCGCUUUGGCAAGUUCAUUCAGGUCAACUACCAAGCCAGUGGCACUGUCAGAGGGGCCUAUGUGGAGAAGUACCUGCUGGAGAAAUCCCGGUUGGUCUACCAGGAACACAAUGAAAGGAACUACCAUGUCUUCUACUACCUGCUCGCCGGAGCCAGCGAGGAGGAGAGGACCUCUUUCCACAUGCUCAAACCUGGGGAAUACCACUACCUCAACCAGAUGACAACGAAAUCCCACAAACGCCACUGGGACUGUUACUGUGAGAGCGAGCUGCAGGACUGCUUCAGCGUGGAGGGCGAGGACCUGAAACACGACUUUGAGCGUCUGCAGCUCGCCAUGGAGAUGGUCGGCUUCCUCCCUGCCACGCGCAAACAGAUCUUCUGCCUGCUGUCGGCCAUCCUCCACCUGGGAAACAUUCGCUACAAGAAGAAGACGUACAGAGACGACUCCAUUGACAUCUGCAACCCUGAGGUCCUCCCCAUCGUCUCGGAGCUGCUGGAGGUUAAGGAGGAGAUGCUGCUGGAGGCGCUGACCACCAGGAAGACAGUGACAGUCGGCGAGAGGCUCAUCGUUCCCUACAAACUUGCAGAGGCAGGAACGGUGAGAGACUCCAUGGCCAAGUCAUUGUACAGCGCGCUCUUUGACUGGAUCGUGUUCAGAACCAAUCACGCUCUGCUCAACAACAAGGACUUGGAGGACAACUCGAAGGCCUUUUCCAUUGGCGUGCUGGACAUCUUCGGCUUCGAGGAUUAUGAAAACAACAGCUUUGAACAGUUCUGCAUCAACUUUGCCAACGAGCGACUGCAGCACUACUUCAACCAGCACAUCUUCAAACUGGAGCAGGAGGAGUACCGAGCCGAGGGCAUCACCUGGCACACCAUCGACUACAUCGACAAUAGCUGCUGCAUCAACCUCAUCAGCAAGAAACCCACUGCCCUCUUCCACCUGCUGGACGAGGAGUGCAACUUCCCUCAGGCCUCCAAUCAGACCUUAUUGGACAAGUUCAAGCGUCAGCAUGAGGGAAACACCUACAUCGAGUUUCCGGCCGUUAUGGAACCCGCCUUUAUCAUCAGGCACUACGCCGGGAAAGUCAAGUACGGCGUCAAGGACUUCCGAGAAAAGAACACGGACCACAUGCGUCCGGACGUGGUGGCUCUGCUGAAGAGCAGCAAGAACGCCUUCAUCUGCGGCCUGAUGGGAAUCGACCCCGUGGCGACGUUCCGCUGGGCCGUCUUGCGCGCCUACUUCAGGGCCCUGGUGGCUUUCAGGGAGGCCGGCCGCAGACACACGCACACGAAGACGGGGAAUGAUGCCGCCGUCUCCUGUCCCGCCAUCAAAACAGUCGACAGCUUCAGUUUCCUGCAUCACCCGGUUCACCAGAGGAGCCUUGAGAUCCUUCAGAGGUGUAAAGAUGAGAAAUACAGCAUUACCAGGAAGAAUCCCCGCACUCCUUUGUCAGAUCUUCACGGCACCAACACAGCGAACGACAAAGCCAGCUGGGAUGGCUGCAACGGUCGCAGUCCGAGGUCGGGCCGCCUGUCAGCAGGAAGUCCCGCCCUAGGAGAGGACGGCAUCUUCAUCAACUCGGCCAAUAGCAAACUUCUGGAGCGAGCGCAAGGCAUUUUAAUGAGGAACAAGAACUGCAAGCUGAAGCCCACUCUGCCCAAGCACUUACUAGAUGUGAAGUCUCUGCGCCACCUGAGCAGCGUGACGCUCCACGACCGCAUCACCAAGUCCUUGCUUCACCUGCACAAGAAGAAGAAACCGCCCAGCAUCAGCGCACAGUUCCAGGCUUCUCUCAGUAAGCUGAUGGAGACUCUCAACCAAUCAGAGCCGUACUUCGUCAAGUGCAUUCGCUCCAACGCUGAGAAGCUGCCUUUGCGAUUUAAUGACAGCUUGGUGCUCAGACAGCUUCGCUACACAGGCAUGCUGGAGACCGUCCGGAUCCGACAGUCGGGAUACAGCAUCAAGUACACCUUUCAGGAUUUUGUCUGCCACUUUCAUGUGCUGCUGCCUCGCGGUACGAGCUCCACCAAGUCAGGCAUCAGGGAGUUCUUCAGGCGGAUCCACCUCCUGCCCGCUGGGUACCAAGUAGGCAACACAAUGGUGUUCCUGCGGGAGGCGGAGCGUCAGCGUCUUCAGACCCUUCUCCACCAGGAAGUGCUGAGGCGCAUUGUCAUGCUUCAGCGCCGCGUUAGGGCGGUCUUGGAGAGGAGGCACUUUGUUGGAAUGAGGCUGGCUGCGUGCGUCAUCCAGCGGUGGUGGCGCUGCUGCCUUCUUAGGCAGUCCGCCCUGGACCUGAUGGUGGAGGAGCAAGCGGCCGUGUGCUUGCAGGCGGCCUGGAGGUGCUGCAGGCAGCGCCGGGUGUUCCUGCGGUGGCAGCAUGCGGCGACCGUGAUCCAGAGGAGCUGGAGGAUCUUCUGCCAUCGAAGGACCAGGGCCGUCAUCACGGUCCAGGCGGCCUGGAGGGGGUUCACAGGGAGGAGACGCUACUGUGCCAUACGCAGGACUGUGGCGCGGCUGCAGGCGAUGGCGAGAGGAUACUUGGCCCGGCUCAGGUUCCAAGAACUGAAGCAGCAAACCUCCAUUAUUCAUGACUUCACCUCAUCAGAACAGGAAAGUGUGCAGAUUCUCCCGGGAGAACCGACAGAAGAUUCUGCACUUUUUGCCGUCGAUGUUGGCAAAGACUCAGAUCCGAGCUGGGGUAUCGACGAGGCCAGUCACAAGACCCGAUCCAAGAGAGAGAGCAGGCGGAUGAGAGAACUGGAGCAGGCUCAGUUCAGCUUGGAACUUCUCAAAGUUCGCACCACCAGUGUGGAAACCCCUACUCAAGAAGAGGCGGGACCUCUGGAGGACCCUUGCAGACCUUCACCUCUCGGGUGUCUUGCUACACGUGAUACGUUGGAGCGGCUCUCUAUCGAGGAUAUGGAGACAGAAGGUUCAGCAGGUUUUGCACCUCAGGAACAAUCCUGGAUGGAUAGUCAAGCGCAAGAGCCAGUGAGGGAUUCCAACCAUAACGAAAAGCCCAAGGUGGACUCACCUUGCAGGACUGGGAGUCCAAGAGCAACUUUUUACUUCGCAUCUGAUCAAAGUCCAGUUCGAGAAGCAAAAUCUGAAAGCCCUAAUAAAUCUUACGAGAGAAGAGAGUCUGCAUCUCGAAGGCCUGUUGUGGUCUUGAUCAGUAUGCAGAAAGAGAGUCCUGUGGAAGAAGGAGCUCUGGUACCCCAAACUCCAGAAGAGGUGUCUCAACCAAAUUCCCCGUUGACCCACAUUUCAGGUUUGGACGUCAAAUCUUCGAUUGAACCACCUCCGUCCUCAAGGACUACACCGCCCCAGCGGGACAGUUUUGAGAAAGGAAAGUCUUCUCAGAUGACAUUUUCAGCCCCGCGUUCACCGAGUCCAGAAUUGCCUGGGCUUUGCCCCUCCGAGGUGGGCAUUCACAUCACCUUGGAGACAAAACCCAGUCUUCCUCCAAUUCUCACGGUUCAACAAGAGAGGAAUGCCGUGCCGCCCAGGCAGGCGGCUCAGAGCCCGGUCCUGGACACCAAACCACCCAAAGCCCAGAAGAAAAGUUCUGCGCAGACAGUGAUAGUAAACAUGACAGAGAAACCAUCAACCACCGUGUUCUCACCACCCAGACGCAAGUUGCCCUUUUCCAAGUCAGAUAAGGAUUUGGUCAACCAGGAAAGAUCCUUGUCCAUGUUCAGAGAUGAUCCCCAGUCUGCUGGAUCCAGAACCAGAGAGCAGGUGGGCCGCCCGGGCCCCAAAAAGAAAGCGCGCAUGUCCCGGACGCGCGCCGACUUCCUCACGCGCUGCAACUCUGAGAGAGCGACGCAGUCGGACGAUGACGACGACCAAUACUACGUCCCCGCCCACUCCCGCACGCUGUCCCCCUCCCUGUCGCCCUCACGCGCCCAACCCCCCGAGGCGGACUAUCAGAGUGACUCCGAGACGGAUCCUCACAAGGAUCAGAAGAAGAUCCAUAAAACAAUGUCGUCAGGUGACCUGGGCAAAGUGGAGGUGCUGAGGAAAACCUCCAGUCAGGAUGGAAGGAUGAGAGGGAAGAUGCGGUUCUGGAGUAAAACCAAACACAGCGAGAAAAAAGUCAUCCUGGACAAGGCGGCCAGCAGGGGGGAUGCUGGUGAGAUGCAUGAUGGCCCGUCUCCACCUCACAGUCCAGACCUGGAUGUCGUUCCUCCCGGGAGUGUGCGGGACAGUAAGGAGAACAAGGAGCCUUCUCCCAAGAUGAAACGACGGCGCAGCGUGAAGAUCAGCAGCAUUGCUCUGGAACCCACCCAGUGGCAGAACGAUGCACUGCACAUCCUCACCUCAGCCCAUGACUAUCGCACCAUGAAUGACUUCCUCCUCAAGAAGAUCGCUGACCUGGAGAGUGAAAACGGGAAGAAGGACACCAUGGUGGACGUGGUCUUCAAGAAAGCGCUGAAGGAGUUCAGGAUAAACAUCUUCAACUCGUACUCCACCGCCCUGGCUAUGGACGACGGGAAGAGUAUCCGUUACAAGGACCUCUACGCCCUGUUUGAGCACAUCCUGGAGAAGACCAUGCGGCUGGAGCAGCGGGACUGGAGCGAGUCGCCCGUGAAGGUGUGGGUGAACACCUUCAAGGUUUUCCUGGAUGAGUUCAUGACCGAGUACAAACCCAUGGAGGGAACCAUCGGCCGGGCUGCCAAGCGAGAACGCAAAAAGCCUCGCAAGAAGGAAACGGACAUUGUGGAGGAGCAUAACGGCCACAUAUUCAAGUCGACCCAGUACAGCAUCCCGACCUACUGCGAGUACUGCUCCUCCCUCAUCUGGAUGAUGGACCGAGCCUGCGUCUGCAAAUUGUGUCGCUACGCCUGUCACAGGAAGUGCUGCUCCAAGAUGGCCACCAAGUGCAGUAAAAAGUACGAUCCCGAGCUGUCGCCUCGUCAGUUCGCCGUGGAGCUUUCCAGGCUGACCAGCGAAGAGCGUGCUGUGCCCCAACUGGUGGAGAAGCUCAUCAACUACAUUGAGAUGCACGGCCUCUACACGGAGGGCAUCUACAGGAAGUCGGGCUCCACCAAUAAGAUCAAAGAACUUCGUCAAGGGCUGGACACAGAUGUGAGCAGUGUGAACUUGGAUGACUACAACAUCCACGUCAUCGCCAGUGUGCUCAAGCAGUGGCUCCGCGACCUCCCCAGCCCGCUUAUGACCUUUGAACUCUACAAGGAGUUCCUCAGAGCCAUGGGCCAAGUGGACAAGCGGGAGGUGAUCCGAGGCGUGUACUCGGUCAUCGAGCAGCUGAGCCGCACACACCUCAGCACGCUGGAGCGCCUCAUCUUCCACCUGGUCAGGAUCGCACUGCAGGAGGAGACUAACAGGAUGUCGGCCAACGCGCUCGCCAUCGUCUUCGCUCCCUGCGUCCUUCGCUGCCCCGACACCAUCGACCCUCUGCAGAGCGUCCAAGACAUCAGCAAGACCACUGCGUGCGUGGAGCUGAUCAUCAACGAGCAGAUGAGCAAGUACAAAGCUCGCCUGAAGGACAUCAACAGUUUAGAGUUUGCAGAGAGCAAAGCCAAGAGCCGACUGACGCACAUCCGGAGGUCCAUGAAACCUGUACUUAUUGCUGUUAGGUUUAUGAGCAUAACCCGCACUGCCACCCCGAGCAAGGGCCGGCUCCGCCAAAGCGCAGCCCACGCGCAGUCGUCGCCGACGCCGAGUCCAAAGGCGCUCCCCUUGGCCGAAGGAGAGAGCGCAGCAGGCGAGGAUCCUGCCGGGGCGGGGCUGAGCGAGCAGCAGCAGCUCGCCAUGCAGCAAGAGGAGCGGAUCCUCGCCGAGCAGAUAGAGAGUCUGCAGAAAGAAAAGGAGGAGCUCACGUACGAGAUGCUGAUCUUGGAGCCGCGAGCGUCAGAUGAUGAGAAUCUUGAAUCCGAAGCGUCCAUCGGUACGGCGGACAGCUCGGAGAACAUCACCAUGGAAACCGAGGGCGCCACCUCGGGGCCUUCCGAGUCCGACACGUGUCGCUCCAGAAAGUCUGAGGCGAAGAGCCGACGAGCUCUUCGCCGCCAGGCCGACUCGCAGGACUCCACGGACUCCGCCUCCACCGCGUCGUCCUCCUGUCUCCCCUCGCCGCCCCCCCACUACCGCUUCCGCUCCUCCUCGUCGGGGCCGUUGUUCGCCUCCCACAGCCUGGGGGCGGCGGCCGAGGCGGACGGCGACCAGCGGGCCUGCAAGAGCCGCCACCGACUCCGGCUGAGCCGCAGCUCGCCGCGGGAGCCCUCGGGCGGCCACCGGAUGGAGCCGGAGUUCGGCUCGGCGCCCCAGCAGCUGGUUCUGUACGGCAGCAACGAGUUCAUGGUGUGACGGCGGGGCCGAGUCAGGUAGACGGCGCCCCGGAUAGGUGGAGGGCGGGUUCUCGGCGCCAUUCGGUGGAGGCCAGUCACGGGGUGGCAUGCACCCCCUCCUCGGCACCCACGCCCCCUCCUUCCAAGCAAGCACUGAGCCAGAGCGGUGUUUGACCCCAACCCUCCCCCGCAAAGACCAAGACAGCUUGUGGGCGGGGUCACGAAGAAAUGUAGCCAUAACGUCUAAGCUAAGCUAUGCUAAGCUAGCCCGCUUGUCAGGUUUACACACCAGCAUGCUCGUCCUCGACACUUCCUGGUCCUGACCUGAUCAUUAUUGUUAUGAGGAUUAUGUUCCUGAGGAAUGGCAUGAACACAGGAAGUGUGUGAAGGGGGAUGGGGCCCCUCCUCCGCUUUUUUCCCAAAAUGUGUCAAAAUCAGGUUUAACUUUGGUUUUCCUUUUCUCCCCUCGCUCGGUUUCCAUUCCACGGAAUCUUUUGGCCCGUCCUCUCGUGCACUCUGGACGAGUCACAGCAGGAAGGAACCAACACAAAAAACAAAAAAAAACAUUUCCGCUCGAUCAGUGUUUGUUACCACAUCAGGACUUGAAGUUCCUUGUUGCGUUGUCGCGGUAAAUUGUGCGUUUCGGUGUAUUGUUGAUGUUGGAUUAACACGGUAUGUGUGCGGGCGCAGGUUUUUUUUCCAUUUGACUGCGUGAAUGAAGUAUCAGCUCUCUCUCACACACACACACACACACACACACACACACACAAACACACACGGGUUUACAGUCCGGGCAAAUGGCAACGAGGUCAUUGCAGAGAUUACACAGCAAACAGAUGUGCAGACUUUCAACUUGAUUUAUUUACCAGGGGCGUCCAAACAUUUUCCCUGGGGGUGGGCAUAAUAAAAAAAAUCUAAGAAUAGAGGGGGGCACCGUGGUAUUUUUACUUUUUUUUUUUAUUUUGUAAAAAGGCAAAAAAAUAUAUUUAUGCGUAUUUAAAAAGUUUUCAUUAGUACCUUUUUUUUCUCCAUAGUGCCUUUCUGCUGGGGUUAAUUUGACUUGUGCAAUGGACGUGAACGCACUUUGGACAUCCCCCCCCUCCCCCCAUGUAGGAAUCUCACAAAAAUACUCGGCCAAAUGGAAUAACAAAAUGAUGCUUGUUUUUCUUUCUUCGACAAAUGAGUCAUAUUUGAUGUUUUUCUGUCGCAAAGCUGAAAGUCUUCACAUCUUGAUUGUGUUAUUUCAGGCCGAGCCGAGUCUCUUUUUCCUCCCCUAACGACACUUGUAACACUUCUGGGUCAAAGUUCACGGCAUACACGUCGUCCAAAAUUACUUUUUUGGUUUCUUUUAUGAGCUCAACUUCAAAACGCUUCCACCCACUCCUGACUUUUUGUAGCAUUUAAGCAGAACCAAAAGCUGACCUUCCUAUUUUGUCAAAGGAGAAAGACCAAAAGAAAAAAAAAAAAGUGUGACUGGAAGGCAUGCUCUGCUUUCUCCUUUCGGUUCCUCUUUUCUACACCGUGUACGUAUGGAAGUACUGCUUUAUUUAUGGACAUGUAUACUGCAGUUCUGGCUUAUGGAGGAUACAUUAUCCUGUGUACGGUUCAUGGCCAGGAAAUGAAAAUAAAAUGGAAGAUAUAAAUACAA
Messenger RNA from Nerophis ophidion (straightnose pipefish), 9314 nucleotides. RefSeq names its product unconventional myosin-IXa-like. The transcript is spliced from 44 exons. Gene Ontology annotation, biological process: intracellular signal transduction. NCBI's taxonomy places the organism in Eukaryota, Metazoa, Chordata, Actinopteri, Syngnathiformes, Syngnathidae. Gene Ontology annotation, cellular component: myosin complex. The record is from RefSeq and is a predicted model, not a curated record. The coding region runs from base 405 to 7685 and encodes 2426 amino acids. Gene Ontology annotation, molecular function: microfilament motor activity; GTPase activator activity; ATP binding.